Molecule: messenger RNA, 1803 nt
Organism: Acanthosepion pharaonis
Lineage: Eukaryota; Metazoa; Mollusca; Cephalopoda; Sepiida; Sepiidae
Source: the annotation of a GenBank genome assembly
AUGCAAUUUCUUCGGAAUCUUAACCAAUUACAAUACGCAUAUCUAUCUAUCUAUCUAUCUAUCUAUCUAUCUAUCUAUCUAUCUAUCUAUCUAUGUCCUUUCUUUCUUUCUUUUUUAAAUAACAACGUUUACCGGCCUAUGAAAUUUCUCGUAUCUAUCUAUCUAUCUAUCUAUCUAUCUAUCUAUCUAUCUAUCUAUCUAUCUAUCUCCACCCUCUCUUUCAGGAGAUUUUUUGUCUAUUUUUCUUUCCUUGUCUUCGUUUAUUUGUUUCUGUCAAAUCUGAAAUCCUCUUUCUUUCUUUCUUUCUUUCUUUCUUCUCCCAUUACCCUUUCUUUCUUUCUUUCUUUCGUUCUUUCUUUCUUUCUUUCUUUCUUUCUUUCUUCUCCCAUUACUCUUUCUUUCUUUCUUUCUUUCUUUCUUUCUUUCUUUCUUUCUUCUCCCAUUACACUUUCUUUCUUUCUUUCUUUCUUUCUUUCUUUUUCUUUCUUUCUUUUCUUUCUUUCUUUCUUUCUCCCCAUUACUCUUUCUUUCUUUCUUUCUUUUUCUUUCUUUUCUUUUCUUUCUUUCUUUUCUCCCAUUACACUUUCUUUCUUUCUUUUCUUUCUUUCUUUUUCUUUCUUUCUUUCUUUCUUUCUUUUUCUUUCUUUACACUUUUUCUUUCUUUCUCCUCCUAUUACACUUUCUUUCUUUCUUUCUUCCUUUCUUUUUCUUUUCUUUCUUUCUUUCUUUCUUUCUUUCUUUCUUUCUUUCUCCCAUUACUCUUUCUUUCUUUCUUUUCUCCCAUUACUCUUUCUUUCUUUCUUUCUUUUUUUUCUCCAUUACUCUUUCUUUUCUUUCUUUUUCUUUCUUUCUUUCUUUCUUUCUUUCUUUCUUUCUUUCUUUCUUUCUCCUCCUAUUACUCUUUCUUUCUUUCUUUCUUUCUUUCUUUCUUUCUUUCUUUCUUUCUUUCUUUCUUUCUUAAAUGCAAUCUUUUCAAUCAUUGAUCUUUCGUUCUUUCUAUUUAUAUCCAUUUUCAUGUUUUCUUUCUUUCUUUCUUUCGUACUUUAUUUCUUUCUUUCUAUCAAUAUCAUUUUUACACAUUCUCCAUUCUUUUUUCUUUCCCGCUUUCUUUCUUUCUUUCUUUCUUUCUUUCUUUCUUUCUUUCUUUCUUUCUUUCUUGUUCCACUUUGUCUUUCGCCCUUUCUUUCUACCAAUACACAUUUUCACACAUUUUAUCAUUCUUUUUUCUUUAUUUCUAUCAAUAUUCAUUUCCACGCAUUAUCCGUUCUUUCUUUCUUUCUUUCUUUUAAUAUCCAUUUUCUUUGUUUCUUUCUUUUUUUCAUAAAUUUUUAUUCUUUUUCUUUCUUGUCUCACUUUGUCUUUUUUAAUUCUUUCAAUAUUCAUUAUCUCACAUUCUUUCUUUCUUUCUUUCUUUCUUUCUUUCUUUCUUUCUUUUCUUUCUUUCUUCUGCCAUUACUCUUUCAUUCUUUCUUUCUUUUUUUCUACUGUCAAAGUUACAUAAUCAACGCGUUCUCCCUUUCUCUUUCAAUAAGAGUGUCUUUCUUUCUUUCUUUCUUUCUUCAUUUUCACACUUUCUACUUUCUUUCUUGCUUUUUUCUUUCUUUCCAUAAAUAUUUAUUUUCACAUUUCUUUCUUCAUUUUCACACUUUCUUUCUUCACUUUUUCUUUCUUUCCAUAAAUAUUUAUUUUCAUAUUUUCUUCUGUCUUUCUUUCUUUCUUUCUUUCUUUCUUUACCUUUCUUUCUUUCUUUACCUUUCUUUCUUUCUUUCUUUCUUUCUUUCUUUCUUUCUUUCUUUCUUCUAA